Messenger RNA from Ostertagia ostertagi, 255 nucleotides. Lineage: Eukaryota; Metazoa; Nematoda; Chromadorea; Rhabditida; Trichostrongylidae. The record is from the annotation of a GenBank genome assembly.
AUGUCUGCGCAGGCAAAUAUGGCCGGGCUAUUUCCGCCUUCAAAAUCGGAGAUGUGGGAAGACAAUUUGCCUUGGCAGCCAGUCCCUGUCCAUUCUGUUCCGAGGGCUAUCGACAAGGAACUCUAUGAAGAUAUCAGUUGCCCAACCGCGAACGAAGAGUUCUCGACGUUAUGGCGUUCCGAAGUGGUGAAGCGUAUGGAGAUUGAGAACGAGGAUUUCAUUGAGUUUCUCAAAGAAAAGACGAAGAAUUCCUAA